Penicillium griseofulvum is the source of this 1731-nucleotide messenger RNA. RefSeq names its product Lipopolysaccharide-modifying protein. The transcript has a single exon. The record is from RefSeq and is a predicted model, not a curated record. NCBI's taxonomy places the organism in Eukaryota, Fungi, Ascomycota, Eurotiomycetes, Eurotiales, Aspergillaceae. Bases 1 to 1731 code for a protein of 576 amino acids.
AUGAGGGAAGCGGACCGACAAUGGCUUGCAUAUGAGAAUGAUCGCUCGACAAGCUUCCGCCAAACAGUCGCCAAAUACCGUGAGAAAUAUGGAAGACACCCGCCUCCCGGUUUUAAGGAAUGGUACAUGUUCGCACGCAAAAACAAGGCGCACAACAUGGACGAUUUCCAGCAGAUUACAAGCGAUCUACGGCCUUUCUGGGCGCUACCUCCGGCGGAAAUUCGAAAGAUGGCGGCCGAGCUACAAUUCAGCGACGGAAUCGCGGGUUUACAGAUUCGCGAUAAGAAGGUCGUUGACUCCCCCGUCGAAGGGUGGAGGAUUGAAACGCUAAGGAAGUCGGUUAAGCGCAUUGUUCGGUAUCUUCCAGAUAUGGAUAUUGCGCUUAAUAUCAUGGAUCAGCCGCGAGUUAUGGUUCCAUUUGAGGAUACCCAAGAAUACCUCCGCGCCGAAGCCCGCACUAGAAGCUUACCUAGCGAUGCGCAGGAUAGAUUCACGCCGGAUAUGGACUAUCUUUAUAAGGAGAAUUCCACCAUCGAGGAACGCCCCGACCCAUCCUGGUUCUCGAUCGCUGGGAAGCUAUACAUGGACUUCGCUAAGGAGUCCUGUGACCCUGACUCUCCCGCUCGGAAUGACAAUCUCACUGUAGAGGAUGCUGAUAAGCUAUACAAAUCCCCCUCGGGUGGGUUUGUCACUAACUUUACUGCUUCCUCGGAUCUUUGCACUGUUGGUCCCGUUCUUGGGGAGAACCAUGGGUUUUUGUUCUCGGCAUCCAGCAAUCUCAUCACAAAAAAACUGAUCCCGGUCUUUAGUGAAUGCAAGGUUAGCGUGAACAAUGACAUCCUUUUUCCUGCAAAUAUGUAUUUCAUGGACGAUAAGCGGUACGUCUACAAUUCGCGACACGACUACGAGUGGAAAGACAAAUCCGACACUCUCAUCUGGCGCGGUGUCACAUCCGGGGGUGUUCAACUUGCAGAUAACUGGCAGCGCAUGCACCGUCAACGCUUUGUGCACAUUACCAACGAAACUGACAUGAGAUCUGAGACGGUCUCAAUCCUCUCCGAGACCAGCCCGGGGCAGUAUCAUACCUACCCCAAUUUCAACGCAAGCAAUUUUGCAAUGGACCACUUCGAUGUCGGAUUCACUGAAUCUUGGGGCUGCAUCCCGAACUGCUCCUUCUACGACGAUGUGUGGACCUACAAAAAGCCCAAGGACUUUAGCGAGCAAUUCAAGGCAAAAUAUCUCGUCGACAUUGAUGGUCAUAGUUUCUCCGGCCGCUGGCGCGCAUUCCAGCUCAGCAAGUCCCUGGGGAUUAAGGCAACUAUUUUCCGCGAAUGGCACGACUCCAGGCUCUUCCCCUGGCGUCAUUUCGUUCCCAUGGACAAUCGCUACGAUGACCUGUACGGGUUAAUGACCUACUUCCUCGGUCUGGGUCCACAAGCAUCCCCUGUGGAUGCGCCAAUUACUGAGCCGCAUAUCCAGGAGCAUGGCUUUGAGGCUGAGGUGAUCGCCUCUCAAAGUCGGGAAUGGGCGCAUCACGCGCUGCGCAACGAGGAUCUUGACAUCUAUCUCUAUCUUGUUUUACUCGAGUACGGACGCAUCAUUGAUGACAAUCGCGAUAGCAUUGGGUACAGUGGUGACGGAAGUGAGCUGGACCACUUUGACGAGCAAUAUCCUUUCUCUCCAGCGAUACGAGAUAUCGUCAACCCUCCCCCGACCACUGAUGAACAAUGA